AUGCCUCGCAAGCAGGCCCAGUUGCGCGGCCCCAAAGACCGAGACUCGCAGCAGAGCAGGACGCAGAACAGGUCGCAGAACAAGACCACGAAGAGAAAGGCCGGAAAGGGCUUGGAUGCGCUCGCCAUCGCUGAGGCUGAAUACCCUAUUGACCCCCGGAUCCGACGAAGCCGUCUAGGCGUAGGCGACGAUGACGAUUUCUCUAAGCGCAAACGAGACGACGCAGACGGACCGGAUACCAAGCGUCGCAGAACGGGCGAAGACGACUCGAGCGAUAAUGAUGGUAGCGAUGCCGAUGGUCGUGAGUGGAAGAUAGGCGAAGUCGACAGUGAUGAUGACGAGGAACUGGAUAGUGACGAGGCUAUGGGUUCGAGUGAUGAUGAACUUUUCGAGGGCUUCGCAUUCCGCGGAAGCUCUACCACGAAGUCGAAGCCGAAUCCGAAACAAAAGAAAGAGAAAAAGACUCGCCAACUCAAUUUGUCCGAGGAUGUCGACGAGUCGGACGAAGAAAUGAACGAUAACGAAGAGGAUGGCGAUGAGGAGGACGAUGACUUGGGAGAAGAUGCCGUCGAUCUUCUGACUGCUUGGGAUAUGAACACAGCAGCAGAGGAAGAAGCUGCCAAGAAGGCUGCCGCAAAGGCUAAGAAGGCCGCGACUGACGACUACGAUGAGGAGUCCGGCUCACAAGACGAAGACAGUGACGAUGAAUCCAGUGAAGACGACGACGCCCUGUCGGUAUCAGAUGACGAUGCGGAUGUCGGAAACGAACACGGCCUUUCGAGAUUACAAGACUUUGUAAAUUCAAUGGAGACCGAUGCCACCAGCAAACCAACAAAAAAGAAAGGUUCUGCGCAGGAACAGAGCAAACCUACAGAAUACGGGUUGACAUCCUCGAAGAAAUUGACCGUGGCCGACCUUCUACCCUCGAUUUCGGAUUCCCGCCUGAAGAAUUCAUUGAAGCAUGUCGAUUCCACGACCGAUCAUAAACAGUCAUCUGGUAUUCCUGGUAAAUUGGAUGCGCCCGCUCCUAAACGCCAGCAGGACCGAAUGGAUCGGGAAGCCGCUUACGAGAAGAGCAAAGAGACUAUGGAUCGCUGGCUUGAGACUGUCAAGGCGAACCGGAGAGCUGAACACCUUGUUUUCCCUCUUCCAAACCCUGAUGCACAACUGGUACACAAACUGGACGCUCCUAAGCCACAAAACGACCUUGAGUCCACCAUCCAGAACAUCCUGGUCGAGAGUGGUCUUGCAACUACACAAGGAAAGUCCAAUGAAGAUGAAGUCAAGGAGUUCGAGGAGUUGGAGGGGCGGAAGUUGCCCAUCGAGGAGAUCCGGGCUCGCAGAGCGGAGCUCCGCAAGCGCCGCGAACUUAUGUUCCGGGAAGAAGUACGUGCCAAGCGGAUCAAGAAGAUCAAAAGUAAAUCCUACCGCCGUGUUCAUCGGAAAGAGCGGGAAAGGCUGGAGCAGCAAGAAAGACAGGCCCUUAUUGACGCUGGCGUCGACUUGGACGAGGAAGAGAAGGAGAAGAUGGAGCGGCAACGAGCGGAGGCUCGCAUGGGCUCGAAGCACAAAGAUAGCAAGUGGGCGAAGAGUCUCAGACAAACUGGCCGCACAGCUUGGGACGAGGAAGCCCGUCUAGGCGCUGCUGGUCAGGCAUUGAAGGAAGAAGAACUACGGAAGAGGAUUGAAGGCAAGCGUGUGUCUAAUGGUGAUGAUGACUACCUGGAUCCAUCCAGCUCGGAAUCUGAAGAUGAGGAUCCUUGGGCAGAAAAUGGCUCUGAUGUUGAAAAGGAGAAGAUCCGCAAGAAGAUCUCUGCACUCGAGGGUGGUGAUGCAGGGGAAGAGUACAAAGGACCACAUGCGAAGCUUCUCUCUAUGAAGUUCAUGCAGAAUGCGGAUGCCGCACGUAAAGAACAGAAUGACGCAGAGCUCCGGAAACUAAGUCGGGGCCUUCAAGGUGGUGAAGAGUCACAAUCUGAGGCAGAGUCGGAAGUCGGCCGACGGAAGUUCGGUCAGAGCAAGACUGAGGAACCAGAGCGAAAACCGGAGCCAUUCCGCAAGAAUGAGUUGGAAGAGGCACCUGAUUCGGACGAUGAAGAUGCUGUUGAGUCAAGGGCAGCCGAGAUGACUCAGGAGACCAGCAAGCCUAAGCCGUCCGCACGCCCAGCCAAGAAAGAAGCACCUGCACGUAUCUCAAACAACGCCUCGAAGCAGCAGGAAACUGUUGAUGAAGUGGAGGAGAACCCAUGGCUGGUGCAGACGAACCGCACUAACCGGAAAGCGAAUGUCAACGACUCAAACCAGUCCGUUGAUAUCUCGAUCAACGACGCACCCGCCCGCGCACCCGCCCCCAAGUCCUCCAACGUUAGCAAAGAUCAGAAGUCAAAGGCACCACCUGCUAAGAAGCCGCAAAUAGCCGAAGAUGCUGGCAGCGAUGACGAAGACCAAGUGCCGGUCCUUCUGAAGAACCAUGACCUCGUGAAGAAGGCAUUUGCCGGAGACGAGGUGGUACAGGAGUUUGAGCAAGAAAAGCUAGACACCAUCGAAGACGAAGGUGACAAGGUGGUCGACAACACGCUUCCCGGAUGGGGAAGCUGGGCUGGCGAAGGUGUCAGUAAGAAGCAACAGAAACGGCAAAAGCGUAAUCUUACUACAAUUGAGGGCGUGAAGCCUGAGCAGCGCAAGGACGCGAAGCUCUCGAAGGUCAUUAUCAACGAGAAGCGCCAGAAGAAGAACAACAAGUAUAUGGCUUCUCAACUCCCUCACCAGUUCGAGACCAAGCAGCAGUACGAACGGUCUCUGCGUCUCCCCAUCGGUCCCGAAUGGACCACCAAGGAGACUGUCCAGAACGCCACCAAGCCCCGCAUCAUGAUCAAACAGGGUAUCAUCAAACCCAUGGAGAAGCCCAUGGUCUGA
Messenger RNA from Aspergillus chevalieri, 2916 nucleotides. RefSeq names its product UTP14 family protein. Gene Ontology annotation, cellular component: small-subunit processome; nucleolus. Bases 1 to 2916 code for a protein of 971 amino acids. The record is from RefSeq and is a predicted model, not a curated record. Gene Ontology annotation, biological process: rRNA processing. The transcript has 2 exons. NCBI's taxonomy places the organism in Eukaryota, Fungi, Ascomycota, Eurotiomycetes, Eurotiales, Aspergillaceae.